Amoebophrya sp. A120 is the source of this 729-nucleotide messenger RNA. Lineage: Eukaryota; Dinophyceae; Syndiniales; Amoebophryaceae. The record is from the annotation of a GenBank genome assembly.
GGUGAAUACAAAGAAGCACUGUCCUGGGGACGGAUGAAGAAAGUCGCAGGAAGGCAGCUCAUGCCUGUCCUUGGGAUGCCAAUCCCCUCAACACCUCCACCGCCCACAGCGGCCGAGGUGUUUACGCCUGAAGUGCAAGCUGCUUUCGCCGCGACGCAGGGCACUGGUGAGGCUGAUUCGCACACAGUGGCCAAGAUGAUGAGCUUCCUGACCCCCGGGGACCACGGCACGGACCUGUUUGACAAAACUUCUGCAGACCGGGCCCAGUGGCUGCACGAAUACUCGGAGAACUACGCGGCAGCGUUGCUGGAUAGCGCCGGGAAGGCAGGCGGGCAAGUAGACGACGAUCACGUUAAACUCACGGAUGACACGUUCGCGGCCGCAAUAAAUCUCGGAGACGGUCACCUGCCCGUUACUGCCGCGGAGUUCCCCGGGGGGGAGGAGUCCGGCGGGCUUUUUGACCAACUGGACACUGAUGAUGACGGGAAAAUUGAAGCGAGCGAACUGCCUGCCGUCGUAGCGCAUGAAGAUGAGGCGGAAACUGCUACUCCCGCAAACGACCCGGCAGGAGAUGAAGCUGGCUCCUCGUCAGGCUCGCGUGGAACUACUGGUGGUGACUCAACAACGGCUGCUCCGGAGCACCAGGCGGAUCCUGUUCCUGCCCCCGCGCCAGGCCCGGGAACCGGCGAUGGCUCUGCAAACGCGGGAUCAGAAGCGGGAACCGGUGAC